AUGAGCUGUUCCCGUCUGAACAACCGAGCUGAGAGCCAUUUCCAAGCACAAGAAGAACAUGAGCUGGAAACUCUGGGAAAGAAAGCAUGGGACAACCCUGUUUAUAAUGGUUCACCUUCUUCCUCCCUGAAAAUCAGGGCCAUCUACAACCCCAAGUCCAUCCUGGAAAAUCCCUAUGAGAAUAUUGAGAAACUGACUGACUCCCUGCCCUACCAGAAGGAGAAGAAGGCGGAGGAAGUGAAGUCCUCCCCAGGGUGCUGCUUCUACAUCUUCAAAGGUGUACGAGGCCUUUGGGGCACAACUCUGACUGAAAACACAGCUGAGAACCGAGAGCUUUAUGUAAAGACCACGCUGCGUGAACUGUUGGUCUAUAUUGUAUUCUUGGUGGAUAUCUGUUUGUUGACCUAUGGGAUGACAAGUUCAAAUGCCUAUUACUAUACCAAAGUGAUGUCUGAACUCUUUUUGCAAACGCCAUCAGACAGCGGUGUCUCCUUCCAGACCAUCGGAAGCAUGGCUGACUUUUGGGGAUAUACACAAGGCCCCUUACUGGAUAGCUUGUAUUGGACCAAAUGGUACAACAAUGAAUCUCUGGGCCAUAACACCCAAUCAUAUAUCUAUUAUGAGAACUUGCUGCUUGGUGUCCCACGAUUGCGCCAACUGAAGGUCCAGAACAACUCAUGUGUGGUGCACGAUGACUUCAAGGAUGACAUUUCUGGCUGCUAUGAUGUAUACACUGAGGACAAGGAGGACAGAUCUCCCUUUGGGCUUCUCAAUGGAACAGCGUGGCAAUAUCACACAGAAAAAGAGCUAGAUGGUUCCUCUCACUGGGGCAGACUAACAAGUUACAGUGGAGGAGGGUAUUACAUAGAUCUCAAGAUGACCCGGGAGGAAAGUGCUGAUGCUCUUCAAGUCUUGAAAGAGAACUUGUGGCUGGAUCGGGGAACUCGUGCGAUUUUUAUUGACUUCUCAGUGUAUAAUGCCAAUAUCAAUCUCUUCUGCGUGCUCAGGCUGGUGGUUGAAUUCCCAGCCACAGGUGGAGCCAUCCCCUCGUGGCAGAUCCGAACAGUGAAGCUCCUCCGGUAUGUCAGCACCUGGGAUUUCUUCAUUGUGGCCUGUGAAAUAGUCUUCUGUGUCUUCAUCUUCUACUACGUUGUGGAAGAGAUUCUAGAACUGCGUAUUCAUAGGCUCCAGUACUUCACCAGCAUCUGGAAUAUCUUGGAUAUAGUUGUCAUCCUGCUUUCUAUUGUAGCCAUUGGAUUCCACAUCUUUCGCACCAUUGAAGUCAACAGGUUGAUGGGGCAGCUGCUGAGAAACCCAGGCAUCUAUGCAGAUUUCGAGUUCCUGGCUUUUUGGCAGACUCAGUACAACAAUAUGAAUGCUGUGAAUUUAUUCUUUGCUUGGAUUAAGAUAUUCAAAUACAUUAGCUUUAACAAAACCAUGACCCAGCUCUCCUCCACUCUGGCCCGCUGUGCCAAAGACAUACUAGGCUUUGCCAUCAUGUUCUUCAUCGUCUUCUUUGCCUAUGCACAGCUCGGAUACCUUCUCUUUGGAACCCAAGUGGAAAACUUCAGCACCUUCGUUAAAUGCAUCUUCACCCAGUUUCGAAUAAUUCUUGGUGACUUUGACUACAAUGCCAUCGACAAUGCCAACAGGAUCUUGGGGCCUAUAUAUUUUGUCACCUAUGUCUUCUUUGUCUUCUUUGUGCUGUUGAACAUGUUCUUGGCUAUUAUCAAUGACACCUAUUCCGAAGUCAAAGAGGAGCUUUCAAACCAGAAGAAUGAACUACAGCUCACAGACAUCCUGAAACAGGGCUAUAACAGGACACUGAUGCGGCUGAAGCUGAAAAAAGAUCGGAUCUCUGAUGUGCAGAAAGCUUUGCAGCAAGGGACCAAGGAACUAGAAUUUGAGGAUUUUAAGAACAGCUUGAGAGAGCUAGGCCAUGCUGAGCAUGAGAUCACAGCAGCCUUUGCAAAGUUUGAUAAAGAUGGUAACCAGAUUCUAGAUGAAGAGGAGCAGAAGAGAAUGAGGAAUGACUUGGAGGAGAAGAGGGUUGCUCUCAAUGCAGAAAUUGAGAACUUGGGGAAAUCUUUCCAGGGCAGCAGUUUGGAGGAUGCUCCGCUUGCCUUGACAGAGACAAAGAACAAUCAAGCAAACCAAUCCAGCUUGGUGUCUGAGGAAGGAUUUAAAACACUCCUGCGGCGGGUGCUGCAGUUGGAGCAAUCAGUUGGCAGCAUCAUGGCCAAGACUGAAGCUGUCGCGAAUAAGCUAGAGGGCCUAGAGAGAACCAAGCCAAAGGAAAAAGACCCAAUGGGCAAGUUUCUUGACAACAAGAGCAAAGAAGAACAAUUCCACCAAGGUCUGGUCAGCAAGAAAGAAGGUGGACUGGAGGUGGCAUGUAUGCAGGAGAACCUCAUCAAUAUGAACUCUUUGAGUACCAGUAAUGCGAUUUACCCCAUUCCACCCAAGACAGGGCUACCAGGGUGUCAGAUGCCCAAGAACAUCUAGUGCAAUCUAAUAUGAACUUGAAGUUCUUUUCUGAAUAUUCACACCUUGGUUAAAAGAUACCAUGCCUACUGUUUCACUACUGUUUGACUAGUCAGAAGAGGUAACCACAAGUACUACAAUCAGGCUUAUUUAUAUAUGUGAGCAGUUGUAAUGGGAAAGGAUACAUCUAGCUUUGGGGAUUUCAGAAUCCAUGUUUUGUAUCUGGCUCUUCAGUGUUUAAAUUGACCCAAAUCCCAACCAGUUCUGAAGCCCCUGGAACUCUGGGAACAUUUGGCAUUCAGAGUUGCCACUUUGCAAAAAAAUGAUUUUCCUACAUGGAUUUAAUUUCCAUGUAGAAAAACCAUGUGUACACUGUAACAUGUGACAAAUACAAAGAUAUCUAUUUUGCCGUGUGUGUGUGUGUGGUGAGAAUCUGCUGCCUCAGA
Messenger RNA from Hemicordylus capensis (graceful crag lizard), 2930 nucleotides. It is a transcript of the gene PKD2L1, whose product is annotated as polycystin 2 like 1, transient receptor potential cation channel. Gene Ontology annotation, biological process: potassium ion transmembrane transport; detection of mechanical stimulus. The transcript is spliced from 15 exons. Gene Ontology annotation, molecular function: calcium-activated potassium channel activity; calcium channel activity; sodium channel activity. The record is from RefSeq and is a predicted model, not a curated record. NCBI's taxonomy places the organism in Eukaryota, Metazoa, Chordata, Lepidosauria, Squamata, Cordylidae. Gene Ontology annotation, cellular component: membrane. Bases 1 to 2505 code for a protein of 834 amino acids.